Messenger RNA from Mesocestoides corti, 1428 nucleotides. Lineage: Eukaryota; Metazoa; Platyhelminthes; Cestoda; Cyclophyllidea; Mesocestoididae. The record is from the annotation of a GenBank genome assembly.
AUGGGUGUUCGGUUUUUGGAUAUUGUGAAGCCAUUUUGUGCUAUUUUGCCAGAAAUUGCCCGACCGGAGCGCAAGAUUCAGUUUAGAGAACGUGUUCUAUGGACGGGCAUAACAUUAAUGAUAUUCUUAUUCUGUUGUCAAAUCCCCCUUUUUGGGAUCAUGUCUUCGGAAUCAGCUGACCCCCUCUACUGGCUUCGAGUUAUAUCUGCUUCUAAUAAAGGGACUCUAAUGGAACUUGGGAUUUCUCCAAUUAUUACCUCGGGUCUCAUAAUGCAAGUUCUGGCUGGCAUUCAAGCUCUUCAAGUUGGUGAUGCGCCCAAGGAUAGAGCAUUGUUCAACGGCGCACAAAAACUGUUUGGAAUGGUUAUUACAGUUGGUCAAGCAUCUGUCUACGUGAUGUCUGGUAUCUACGGCCCUCCCAGUGAAUUGGGUGCUGGUAUCUGCCUAUUGAUCAUUCUUCAACUUACAUUUGCAGGUCUUCUUGUCCUGAUGUUAGAUGAACUACUUCAAAAAGGAUACGGUCUGGGUUCUGGCAUUUCACUUUUCAUCGCUACUAAUAUUUGUGAAACGAUUAUUUGGAAAGCAUUCAGUCCUAUUACCAUAAAUACCGGUCGAGGAACUGAAUUCGAGGGAGCCGUAAUUUCACUUUUCCAACUGUUGGCCACAAGAACCGACAAAGUUCGUGCCCUUCGAGAGGCUUUCUAUCGACAAAACUUACCUAACCUAAUGAAUCUCAUGGCCACUGUCCUAGUUUUCGCCGUGGUUAUAUACUUCCAGAGUUUUCGUGUGGAAAUUGCGGUGAAGUCCAUCCGUUAUCGCGGACAGUCAACCUCCUACCCCAUCAAGUUAUUUUACACAAGCAACGCUCCUAUUAUGCUUCAAAGCGCUCUUGUGUCUAACCUCUACGUCAUCUCCCAAAUGCUUUCAAGUAAAUUCCGAGGGAACUUUUUGAUCAACCUGCUCGGUGUGUGGUCUGAUGGUGAAGGUGGGACUCGUUCCGCCCCCAUUGGAGGUUUGUGCUACUAUAUGACGCCACCGGACUCGUUAUCACAAAUGCUACUGGAUCCCAUCCACGGCAUAAUCUACAUUGCCUUCAUGUUAGGAAGUUGUGCCUUUUUCAGCAAAAUCUGGAUCGAUGUGUCCAAUUCUAGCGCCAAAGAUGUUGCGAAACAACUGAAAGAGCAACAGACGGUUAUUCCUGGCCACCGUGAAGAGUCCAUGGUUCACGAACUCAAUCGGCAUAUUCCUAUAGCUGCUGCUCUCGGUGGUCUUUGGAUCGGAGCUCUUUCCGUCUGUGCUGACUUCUUGGGUGCUAUCGGCAGUGGAACAGGCAUCCUAAUGGCAGUGACCACAAUCUACCAAUACUAUGAAGUCUUUGUCAGAGAGCAGAACGAGAUGGGUGGCUCUAUGAGCACAUUGCUCUUCUAG